Molecule: messenger RNA, 1403 nt
Organism: Saccostrea cuccullata (small rock oyster)
Lineage: Eukaryota; Metazoa; Mollusca; Bivalvia; Ostreida; Ostreidae
Exons: 8
Coding region: 63-1403 (446 amino acids)
Source: RefSeq, a predicted model, not a curated record
CAACAGAAGAUUCAAGCAAGAGUGAAUACCCUUCUGAUAACAAAACUGAACCCAGCAGAUUAAUGGUUCGGCCGCCAACAGAAAGUCCGCAGAAUAAAUUAAGUAUCUUGUUUGAAGAACUUCAGAAAAUUCUUGAGAGUGAUGAAUUUGACGACGGCCUAAGGAAAUACUUACACGAAUCCAAUCCAGACUAUUUGAGAAAAAUUGAAAAAUGUAAGAAAGAUUUGUUAAAGGAGGAUCAUGGAAUUGUAGUUGCAGGUGAAACGAGUGCAGGGAAAUCAACGUUAAUCAACAAGCUACUACAGAAAAGGAUAUUCAAAGGCAGAAAUAAAGAAUCCACAUCUACAAUUUGUAAAAUAAGAAAUUCUGAAGAUAUAAAGAUUAUAACUGAACUCUUAAAUGGGGAAACAGAAAUAAUUCCUUUACAGUGCAGUAUCGAAACAGAGAUUGGAGAAAAGAUAUUAAGGGAUACAUUGAAAAGAUUAACAGAUAUGACGUCUUCGAAAGACAGCAAAGAUUUUCGAUCUGUAGACGUAGGAUUUCCGAUACCUUUUCUGAAGGGCAACACAAUCAUAGUUGAUACUCCAGGAAUUGGUGGUUCAGGAGAAGUGAGCAAGAAAGUUAUGGAGUACCUCCCUUAUGCAGUUUCUUUUAUUUUUGUUGUUGAUGUAGGAAGUGCUGGUGGCAUGCAGAAUGAUCGGCUUCCGGAGAUUCUGAGGUCAAUAAUUGAACUACAGUUAGAAGAUGAGAUGCCAUGCUUUGAUCCAAGAGAAGUAAUCUUUAUUACAAAUAAGUGGGACACAAUAGCGAGAGAUGGGGACAGUGAUGAGGACAGCAGCGAUGAAGAUCAAGAAGAAAAGACCUGGAUUGAACUUAAACAGGAUAUAAAAAACAUCUGGCCUUCUGUAAAAGAGGAAAACAUUUUCAAAAUGAACCUUAAGCAUAUGAAUGCUAGAACAGUUGCCUCAGCGAAAGAAUUUGAAAACUUUCAACAUUCUUUGAAACGAAUUAUUAAAGGAAAUGAAAAUAUAAGACUUUUGCAUCAUAUACGGUUUCUGGACGAAUUGCUGAAGAAUAUGGCAAAAGGAAUCAAUUUUGGACUAGCCUUAAGCAAAAGAUGUGUAGAAGAACAAAAGGCCUUAACAAAUAAACAUCAAGCGAAAAUCAAGGAUUUAAAGAGAAAAUGGAAAGAGGGGGAAAGGAAAUUACUGGACGAUAUUCAAAAGAUUAUUAAAAAUGAAGCUCAUAGAGUGCUUAAUUACAUGUCUACUGAUGUCGGAAAAGAAACAAUAUUAAAUCCACCAGAACAAAAGAGCUUAACUGAAAUUAGAUACAUCCCAAUCCUUUUCAGUAAAGAGAUCAGAAAGAGAAUAGAGAUGUAUGUCCAAGGAGUAUUGCAUUAA